GCGCGUUUUUUUAGCCCUGUUGUUGGCACGAUUCGGCGUACUUCGCAAGCAAGUAAAUGAACAUUGCUGACUUUGAUGUCCUAAAGGAGCCUCCCUUCUUGCAGACCCCAGUAUGGAUUCUGUUGUGGUCAUGGGCCCAGAAUCCUUGCCUUUCACCAUUAAGAGCGAUCUUCCAGUCCCGGUGAAAAAGUUUUAUCAGGGUGAACCUCUGGCCCUGGGGAUCGCACAGAUAUUCAUAGGAAUGAUAGGAAUAAUUUUUGGGAUGCUGAUCGACAUAGUUAACAAACAUGAAAUUUUCUACCUUAUUGUACGGAUGCCCUAUUGGAGUGGAAUCUUGUACAUCAUCUCAGGAUCCUUAGCUGUGGCAGCUGCUCGGAAUCCCAGGAUGCCUCUGGUGCAAAGCAUGCUGGCAAUGAAUGUGUUAAGUACUGUAGCAGCUGGUUUGGGCCUGGCAUCCCUGUUUGUCACCUUCGCUCUACCCUACCUAUACAGUUUGAGUUUGCGCUGCGGUGAUUUUGAAAAAGAAAUUAAGGAAAAGUGUGAGCAAAUGGAGAAUUUCGGUAACGGAAUACCGAUUAUUCUUACUGUGUUUACCGCCCUGGAGUUUUGCAUCACCCUCACAGUUGCGUCUUUUGGAUGUAAGAUGCUUUGCCGAAACACCUUCUCUGAAAACGUUGUGGUCAUUUAUCAGAAUGUGUCUCCUGCCAGUGUUGAACAACCUCCACCUCUCGACUGCAAACAGCCAGCAAUUCACCCCUGAAUUGCUUUUCUUUCAUAGCAGCUAUUUUGGAGUGCAUUUGCCUCCUGCAUAUUGAAGCUUUAAACUUUUAAA
Molecule: messenger RNA, 832 nt
Organism: Protobothrops mucrosquamatus (brown spotted pit viper)
Lineage: Eukaryota; Metazoa; Chordata; Lepidosauria; Squamata; Viperidae
Product: membrane-spanning 4-domains subfamily A member 15
Exons: 7
Coding region: 113-760 (215 amino acids)
Cellular component (GO): membrane
Source: RefSeq, a predicted model, not a curated record